AUGCCCAAGCGGUUCCUCUCCGAUGGGGAGCAGGCCCAAGAGCCGAGGCGGUCGGGACGCAGGAGCGGCGGCAGGACGUCCGCGAGCGAGAGCCUUGAAGUCGGGGGCGUUGAACUUGAAGCUGCGAUAUUGCGUAGGAACAAGGAGGCAGAACUGGAGACUGCACGGCGGAUCGCCGCUCUGAAGCAGCGGGAGAUCGACCUCCAAAUCGACCUGGCGGAAAAGGAGCUCGAAGUCGAGCAGGCGAGGGCGGCGGAGGAGUUGGCCAGCGCGAGCAGUGCCAGGGCAGCGCGAAGUUCUGCUGUGGAUACCUCGAGUUCAGAGCCAGAGAGCUCAGAGCUAGAGAGCGAGGAUGUCGAUGGUGGGAGCUGGCCACGCGGCGUGGGAAGUCGUCGUGCGCGAUCGGACGCGGAGGCCAAGCGCAGGCUGGCCAACCACUUCAGUCGAAGUGCCUUCAGCGACGCAGGUGCUGGCGCAGUGGCUCAUCGCAGGCCCGGGUUAGAACAGGGGUCUGGGUCACAGCCCGCACAGCAGCCCAUGCAGCCGAACAUGCAACAGCCAGUGCAGCCUGCAGUGCAACCCAACACCUCAGCUCCAGUGCCGAGAGCAAGCCUGCUCAAGUAUCGACCUGCUCCAACCCCAGCCCCACGUGCGAAGCCCAGACGUCUACCAGCUAAGCCAGUCCCGUCAGUGCCUUUGCGACUUGGUCCAGUCCAGCAGGCCUUCAAGCCCAAGGGAGCGGGACCCAGCCCACCACCUAAGCCAGUCCCGCCAGUGCCUUUGUGA
Sycon ciliatum is the source of this 786-nucleotide messenger RNA. Its product is annotated as sec-independent protein translocase protein TatB-like. NCBI's taxonomy places the organism in Eukaryota, Metazoa, Porifera, Calcarea, Leucosolenida, Sycettidae. The coding region runs from base 1 to 786 and encodes 261 amino acids. The record is from RefSeq and is a predicted model, not a curated record. The transcript has a single exon.